UCCGACACCCGCGGUGGCCUGGUCAGGGCAGUCCAAGACAGAGACAGAAACAGAAGCAGAUCGGCAAGUGUGUCAGUCAAGUCACACGCUAUUGUCCAUUUUUGUCCAUUUCUGUAUUGUCUUGUGUAAAAAAUAUUUAAUAAAAGACUUUCCAUUCCGAUAAUAAACAACUAUAAGCGCUGGACACAAUUUUCUAACGCCUGCUUCAAGGUUUAGUGAACUUUUUGCGCACUGAGAGAGAGAGAUAGAGAGAGAGAGAGACGGAGCGAGAUGGUUCAACAUUUGUCUCCUUGGAAGGUUCUGACACGACGGAAACAUAUCCAGGCCGAUGGCAGCGAGGGCGAGACCAAGCUGAACCGGGUGCUGGGACUAUGGGAUCUUACGGCUUUGGGUGUCGGCUCUACUUUGGGAGCGGGGGUCUAUGUGCUGGCCGGACAGAUAGCCAAAGAUCAGGCGGGUCCCUCGGUUAUGAUCUCGUUUGCCAUAGCUGCUCUGGCCUCCCUGCUGGCAGGCAUUUGCUAUGCAGAGUUUGGCGCGCGAGUCCCCAAGGCGGGCUCGGCAUAUGUGUACAGCUACGUCUGCAUUGGAGAAUUCGCAGCCUUUGUGAUUGGCUGGAAUCUCAUCUUGGAAUAUGUCAUCGGCACUGCCAGUGUCUGUCGAGGGAUAAGCUUGUACCUGGACGCCCUCCUGAAUGAUACGCUGAAAGAAACCUUUGCCGAGGUGGCCCCCAUGAGUGUCACGUUUCUUGGCAGCUACUUUGACUUUCUUGCAUUUGGAUUGGUGGUCGUGUUUGGUGUGGCCCUGGCCUUUGGCGUGGAGACCUCGACAAUGGCAAAUAAUUGCAUCACGUGUCUGAACAUCUUUAUACUGGCGUUCGUCGUCAUCGCUGGCGCUAUCAAAGCUGACUUUACCAACUGGACAGUGGAUCCAUCGACUGUGAGUGCUAAUGCCACUAUUGGAGCUGGAGGCUACUUCCCCUACGGCUUCGAGGGGACGCUCCAGGGCGCUGCCACCUGUUUCUUCGGAUUUGUGGGCUUCGACUGCAUCGCCACCACUGGGGAGGAGGUUCGCAAUCCCCGCAAGAACAUCCCACAAUCGAUCCUUCUCUCCCUGCUUAUAAUCUUCCUGUGCUACUUCGGCGUCUCCACGGUACUGACCCUGAUGCUGCCCUACUAUCUGCAGGAUGGCAAUGCCCCGCUGCCGUACGCCUUCGAGUACGUGGGUUGGCCGGUGGCCAUGUGGAUCGUCACGGUUGGUGGCCUGAUCGGACUCUUGGCCAGUCUCUUUGGGGCCUUGUUUCCCCUGCCCCGUGUUAUGUAUUCGAUGGCACAGGAUGGUCUGCUCUUUCGGUUCCUGGGCAAGGUGAGCCCGCGAUUCCAAGUACCUGUGACCGGAUCGAUUGUGGCCGCUCUCUUUACGGCCGUCAUUGCGGGUCUGUUCGACCUGGCCCAGUUGGUUAGCCUUCUGUCCAUUGGCACUUUAUUAGCCUAUAGCGUGGUAGCCAUUUCCAUAAUGCUGCUCAGGUACAUGGAGUACUAUGAGGCGGAGGAAAACCAGCCGCGGAUUGACAGUCGAGCUUCGGAAACCACUUCAUUGACCUCCCGCGCGGAGCGUUUCACUUGCGGCUCGGUCUGCACGCAACUCUUCAACGUUCAUCGCGUCCAUGAGCCCAAUAUGAUAUCAACCAGAAUUGUGGGAAUACUUACUGCACUUUUCAGUCUUCUUGCCCUGGGUCUGGCCCUGCUGAUUAUGCACGCAUAUUCCGCGAUCAGAUCCCAAACAGCGUGGGCCCUAACUUUGCUGGUGGUGUUAGUCGGACUGAUCUGCCUUACCCUCCUGCUGAUCUGUCUGCAGCCUAGGGAAGCUCGAAGUCGGCUGUUCAGAGUGCCCUUUGUCCCAGUUGUGCCGGCCAUCAGCAUCUUUAUUAAUAUUUACCUCAUGCUGCAGCUAGACAGCUGGACAUGGAUACGCUUUGGGGUGUGGAUGAUUGUGGGUAUGCCCAUAUUCCUUGCAUGCUGGUAUCUUUACGACUGUAAGAAUCCACAGAAACGCAAUCCAGAUCGCCUGGCCUACUAUACGGCCCUCAGAGGACCUUCGACAACUAUAUGUAAUGGUCUGUCCAAGGAAAGCAUAAUAGCCCAGGACAAUCACUUGAAGAGCAGUUCCUGCAGCAGCCUGGAUCGAAUACAGAACCUAAGCGAGGUGGGAGAAGACCUCAUCGAGGUGAAAAAUGCCAAUGGAAAGAUCUUCUAUGUGGAAGACACCAAGAGCGAGAACUCCACUGCGACCUUGGGUGGGACUGAAUCACCCUCUCGCGAGGACGAACAGUCUGUUAUAGCAAUGCUGGAUGAUGUCCUCGACGCUGAAGACAUACAGCAACAACAACUUGAGCUGGACCAGCAGAAUCACAUCUUUGAGCGCCACUUCAGUCUGGACUCGGAGAUGUACCCGAGUGUGAUAGAGACCGUCAUCGUGGCCACUGUGCAUAGUAGUAGUGAGGAUGACGAGGUGGUCAGUCAGCAGUCUUUGGGGUUGCGAAAGUACGAUGAAUGCCGAGUGUCUGCUCAGCAAAUGCUCGAUGAGAUGUUCAAUAGCGUGGUCUUCUUUGAGCAGCUUGAAGCAGCCGUAUCAGCCCGAGAAGAGGCUGAGCCUGCGGAGGAAAACGAUGCAAAGGAUAUUAUUAUAGACAAUCCGAAACUUCGGCGCCUCGAAUCCGAGACGUCCCUCAGGUCCCAGGCCUCGGCCAUCGAGGAUCCCAUGCACUCAGACAAGUUUAAAGACCGCUUGAGCCACAUCAUUAUGAAUGUCAGCGCCCACAAGGUGAAUACAGCCAUGAAGAGGAAAAAGGACCCCGAGCAGGAGCAGGAGGAGGAGGACGAGCCUCAACCAGAGGCAGAACCAGCGGUAAGGCCAGAAAGGCCGCUGUUAAAGCAAUCGAAAAGUGAAACCGAUGUGCGUCGGUUGAUGCUCAAGGCCAUCAGCGAGCUAAAAAUCAACCAUAAUGAUGGUGGUAAUGUUGACGAGGUCUCCUCCAAUUCAUAUUCCACCCAACCCACCUCAUCGGCACAGUAUCCGACCAGCAGCAUCGGCAACACGGCUGGGCGUAUUCCUCGGCCACCGAAAUUCGAUCCAAUUCUGUACAAGACCAUCAACAGCAUUAGUUUGCGCAAACAGCGACCCAGUUUGAGCCAACAGCAUGUUGUGGAUGCCAAGAACCUAGAGGUAGCAGCAACUGUAGCUUCCUCAACGGAACUAGAGCCGGAGCCAGGGCAGGGGCCGGAGCCGCUUUUGGUCCCAUUCAAAGUGAAAUUGGAGGCCAUAUUGCAGCGCGGACCCUCGCACCGCACCCAACAGCAUCCGGACCCUGUCCGUCGUCAGCGUCCCCAGUCGACCCAUGUUGAGGCGGAGACAGGGGAGGCGGAAAGCUGAAUGAGGCUGUUGUGUGGAGUGGAACCAAAGAGUGUGCAAUUUUCCCAGCUAAAAGUAGUUAAACUUUCAUGUGGAAUGCAAAUGUAGCUAGAGUGUACAGAGCUGUAUGUAAAUAGUUGAAUGCAAGCAAUUUUAGAUAAUAUUAACAAAGAAUUUGUAUGGUUGUAUAUUUGAAACUGGAGGAUCUUAAGAACUUCCAAAAUCUCUUAAAUCUCAAACUAUGCAGUUCCCCACGCAUGUCCCAAGGUUCUAUUAAAAAAAACACCCGGGGAUUGUGAUGGUAGAAAAUGUAACUUGGGGAAUUAAAUAUAUGUGUGUUUGUAUUAUAAUAUUAUUAAUUACACACAAUCGUUUACCAUACUGAAACUAGUCGUAGACUAUAAAAAAUAUUUAGUAAAAUAAAUGUGGUAUAAUAAGGUUGAAAGCAAUUAGCCAAAUGCAUGCCUGAACUAUUUAAUCUAUAAAUUGAACUAAUUCG
Messenger RNA from Drosophila obscura, 3907 nucleotides. RefSeq names its product cationic amino acid transporter 2. Gene Ontology annotation, cellular component: plasma membrane. Gene Ontology annotation, biological process: amino acid transport; transmembrane transport. Bases 271 to 3429 code for a protein of 1052 amino acids. The record is from RefSeq and is a predicted model, not a curated record. Gene Ontology annotation, molecular function: amino acid transmembrane transporter activity. The transcript is spliced from 7 exons. Lineage: Eukaryota; Metazoa; Arthropoda; Insecta; Diptera; Drosophilidae.